Molecule: messenger RNA, 6628 nt
Organism: Porites lobata
Lineage: Eukaryota; Metazoa; Cnidaria; Anthozoa; Scleractinia; Poritidae
Source: the annotation of a GenBank genome assembly
CUUAAAUAUCGAGUUCGACACCCUUCAGAGACAUAAGCCUUCGUCGCAAAUGUUCUGAAGAAAAGUCAGGAGCCAGCCAUGUUUUAUUUUAGCGAGGCGUUGGUCGUUUCCUGUCUUCUAUGCUUUUUUACGCCGCUCCUGUGUCACCGUGCUGACGGGGAUCCCUGCGAAAGCCUUUUAAACACACCAUUUGAAAUUUGCAAGGAAGCGGGUUAUGAAACGAUGGUUCCGUAUCCGAUAGAUGUCCCAGAGGAGAGUAAAGAAGAAUUUGCGCUCGACAUGAAAAAAACUAUCGGGAUAAUGAAGAGCAAAAACUGUGCGGCAAGCGGCCUUGUUGAGGCCAUAGAGUGUUCACUUUUUGCUCCAAAGUGCAAUUCUCUGGGAGAUCCAAUCUUCCCUUGCAGACGAGUGUGCGCAGAAUACCUAAAACAGUGCAAGAAAGAGUUGCAUUCUUUUGACUUGCAUGAAUUGAUACCGCAUUGUCUUCUACUUCCAAAUGAAACUUCCAGUUGUACCCAGUGCUUUUUUCCUCCGAACUUCACCACAAGCAGCGACCCCGAACCAGGUGAGUCAACUAGCCAAGAAAAACUAAUGAUGUGUACGAAAAAAGUCCAAAAUAAUAAAAUCACGAAAUCAAUAUCUUUUUGAGACACGCUCCUUCCGCACUUCAAUCUUUCAGGGGCACCCAACGGGAAAUUUUGAGAACAAGACCUAAAAACAACAACAAAGCGUGCCAAAGUUUUCUGAGACUAUUUUAAGCAUUUUGGGAGAUUGCUGGAAAAAAAUUAUCUGUUCCUCACUCCCAGCAAGACUGAUGGAAGAGUUCCCAGCCAGCAACCUUACAACCUGCAACCUGACUCACUGGGAAGUUUCAUAAGGCACAAUUCAGAUCUUGAGUGGUAAGCAACCCAUACAAGUAACCCGUAGCAGCUAUUCUAGACUUCAAAUCCCCUCUGACACCCUGAAUUAUUUUUUUUCCCAGCAACACUUUCCUUCCAAGGACUAUUAUUUCUUCCACAUCUCCCAGCCAGCAAAAAAUUUGCAUGAAGAACAGAUAUUUUGAGGAACAGAUCCAUUGGGUGCCCCUGAUCUUUGCCCGAUAUUUGCUCGUUCUCACCUUAGCCAAAGAGAAGUGUAUGGUUUCUCAGCCUUUAAAACUUUUAAUUCUGAAAAACAAAUUAGCUAUAGAGAGCCCACACGCGUUCAAGAAUUCUUGAGCCUUUAGCUGCUUACAAUUUCGGCAUGUUCAGUUGAUAUUUCUUAGUGUUUAAGUUACAUUUGUUUUGCUAAUAUCCUGUCAUUUGUACGUAUCUCUUCUUGUACCAGUUAUUGCCCUUCUUUUAUUUUAAUUUGUGUCCCUCUCUCUCUGUUUAUUGUAUUGUACUUUGAGAUACAUGUAUAUAGCUUAAAUAAACAAUUUAGAAAAAAUGACGGUUAUGUAAAAUCCUCUUUCAUCAGUACACAUGGCUUUGUGCUGUCGUAGGAUAUUGAUUUACUUUUUAUCGCCAAGAUAUUGUAUACAGUAACGACAAGUGUACGACUUUGUUCAUAUUGAAUCUUUAAAGUCCAUAUCACCAGGUGGGUAAUCAGACUUUCAAUUCGACUUUGGAAAUUGACUGUUAUUUUCCAUUUUACACCUUAAUGGUAUAGUUAGGCUAAAAAGCAUUCUCCAAUGCAAGUAAGGAACGGUUAGCGGAUUGUAUUUAAACAGGUUUUUGUUGCAUGCAAGCACGAGAGAGAUUUGAAGCAAUGUACUGUCAAUAUAAUAAUGUUAUACUGAUCCGUCACCCAUCAAGGAUGAGGACCUUUAAGUUCCUUGAGUGACCAACAUCAACUUUCUCCUAAGAAUCUCAAUACAUAAUCGGAAGACGGGGAAAUGAGAAUUGAUAAGGGGAAAUGCUUUGGUCUUUUCUAAACUAAUAGGGAUAUUGGACCUCAAAGGGUUAACCCACACUGUGACCCAUAUUUUCCAGGUUGUUUUCUUUACAUUUCCUGUGACAUUUCUAGAUGAGAGGAAGACCGUUUUUAAAUAUUGCUUGUUUUUUUACUAGCAUUCUUUAUUCUUGAUUUAGAGGAGCUUCGUACUAUGAGGAAGAAGGCCUCUUUACUUGAUUGUUUUGUCUUCAUAUAUUGUUCAUGAGACGCCAGAAUACGCAGUCACCACCAAAAAUAGAUUGUUUUGAGUACAUAAAACAAUCCCUGCUUAAAUCAAACCAUCAAAAAUAUACUUGCAAAAUUUUUAUACGCAAAAAAAACCCGGAAUCGAAAAUUUCAAAGCCAAAAAAUCCUUCGAUCAUCCCCGUAGCGUCACUUGCUACUCCGGAGCACCUCCAUCUCCUGGGCGCGUGCAUACUGAGGUAUCAGGAAAUGACCAAGGAGCAAUAUAAUUAAAGAAAAGCCGCUGGAGAUCUGAAUGUUGGUCAUUUCCUAAUGCGGACAAGCGGAAUUUCCACAGUCUGAUCGAAUUAUAACUGCUAGAUGUACAGUCGAGAAUUAGUGACACUGAUAAAUUUUAUUUUACUUUGACAAAAAAAAUGAUGCCGAGUCGAUUACGGUAUGGCGGGGGACUAGUAUGUCAUAGCAAUUUAAUAGCCAUUCCGCCACCAUCGGUGAUUAGAAUGUUCUUCGGUCGACCUUUAUCUACUCGGCUAUUCUUGUAAAUAGCUAGCCAGCUGGUUUCGGCCUACCAGUUGGAUUUUUGUUCCUAUUUGCUCUACUCUGUACAGUGGAACCUCGAUUUUACAAACCUGUGCAUAACGAAGUCCUCGACAUAACGGACGAUUUUCUCAUCUCCAUCUAACGAAACCUCGUGAAAGCGAACAAAUUUCGUCCGUCCCUUCGGCCCUUCGUUAAAUCGAGGUUCCACUGUAUAUGGGAAAUUGGUAGGAGCAGCCAAGCCCCAGAGGAGGGACUCCGCAUAUGACAGGGGUGGGGAUGCUCGUCGUCUCGCUUCAGGGUGUAAAUUUCGGAUUUUCGUCUCACUUAGGGUGUUCUGGGCAAAACACCAUCAUAUUUAGCCGUGAAGGUCUCGUUUAGGGUUGCACGUGAAAUAAUAUAAAAAUGUAUAAUUGUCUGUGUUUUAACAUGGUCUCUUUUAGGGGUCAAAAAUAGCUUGGGCCACGCCCAGAUCGGUCUCCUUUAGGGGUUUGAUUCAAAAUUUCCUACGAGCAUCCCCACCCCUUUCAUAUGCGGAGUCCCCCACCGGGAGCCAAGCCCUCUUGCAUUAUCAUGACAAACUCAGUUUUUUUAUUUUCUAUAAACAAUAUGACUAAUGUUAUCUUAUAGGGCCACUCGAUCAGGGUUGCGUGGAGCUUAUAAUCCCAGCGUGUAAGAAUUUAUACAGCCACACCCUAACUUCACUUGAAGUGCAAAAAGAUGAGUACGAGUUCUUUUACGACAAGAACUAUACAAACGACAAUGCUGAAACGAGAUUCCCUGACCUCGUGCUAGAAAUGCUUGAUUUGCACCCUAAAUGUGCAGAAAAUAUCAAGAAGUUGUUCUGUGGACAGCAUUUUCCGCCGUGUUUUCCUCACGAAGGUCUUCGUCUGUACAGCUUAUGCCGGCCUCUCUGUGUUGCAAUUGCCAGAGACUGCCCUGAUUUCUUCAGGUAACUGGCGUUUUUUGUCUACGUAGGCCUUGAAGCGGUGCUGUUGGCCUGUUUCGAUUGUUCUCGUAAAAUGUCGGUUGGAAAAUUUGCUUACUAGAAUGCCAAAAAGUUGCAGCCGAAAUUUCUGAAUGUUUUUGUAUAAACGUCAAUUUAAAGCUUUAUUUUUCGUUCUCCUCAAAAAUGCACUAAUUUCUAACAUUUAAGAAAACAUAACUUUGAAGAAACGCUAACAAAUUUUGGGAGAAAAUUUAAGGAUGCAAUUAAUUAUUCAUACGGUUUGCGAAACAUGGAUGAAUGAGAGGUUGUGUGUUCAAAAGGUUGCUAAACAUUUACUAGAGAGGAAAAUCGUCAUUUGACAUUUAAGACAUUCGCAUAAAUUGAAGUUUUCCAUGAAAUCGUUGGCUUUUUUGUGCUUGAUAUGUGCUCCAAACCUAUAAUUUGCUCAAAAAUUGCUCAGAGGGACAAAAAAUUGCUGGGUUACUAGAACCGCAAAAAAGUUGCUCCAAGAGCCAAAAGUUGCUCAAAAGUUGCCAAGCACAAUCGGGACAGGCUUAUUAGUGGUAGUGCUACCAAGUGUUACGGACGUGUUUACACCAGUCAUUCUCAAUUGGUUUGCAAACAAUAUUAAUAGCUACAGUCUCAGUCAAAAUGGUUGGGACCGGCUUUGGGGUCUCCUUGUCCCCUCAAUGUUGGUGUACAAGAUUUGGUGAUCGAGCCGCGAUAAACAACUUUGAGAGGGACGAGGGGAGCACGAGAAGGGAAAAAACAGCGUUUGGUUAAAGUGUCCCAACUAUUUUUGUUUGAGACUGUGGCUUGCGAGCAACCUCUCCAUUUAGGGGAGUCUCGAGAAAUCACGCGAGAACCGCACGCGUUCUCUUUCGGCUCGCUUCGCUCGCCACUCGAAAUGGGGAGCUUAUUGGCAGGCUACUUUAUAGCGGCCUGGUCGCCCGAAAGGUGACCGAAAAUUGUCUUUGCGCUGAAGUACGUUUAAUUGUUUGACAGAGUUGAUACUGAAAAAUUUGAAUAACCAUGGUUAAAUAUGAUUUUAUCACACCUGGGAUAAUAAAUUUGUUGACUGUGUUUCUCUCUUGUUGUUAAUUAUACAAUGUUGUUAGAGUAGUUCAGAGGCGUUUUAUGUGAAGAAAUGGGAGUAUCCUCAUGGUUUACCCCUUUAACAUAAUUUGACCUCAAAAUUUCUUUCUUUUCUGUCAUUUUCCGGCGGAAUUCGCCGUUUCGCUGGGAGUCGAUGCUGAUGAUUGGAUUUUUUUCUUUUAGAGACAAUUUACCUGGAGCUGAGUACUGCGGUACAAUGGCAAAAGGAAAGUCCCACCACGGCUUCUGUCCCAGUACACACCUACCAGAACAAUUCAGCUGGCUCCCAUAUGCAGGUCAACUAAGAUAUUUAAUCACUCACUCCUGAUCACUCUGGCUUACUGACUGGCUGACUCACUUACUCAUUCAUUCACAAACUCACACUCACUCUAACUAUCAUAUCACCCGCGGCGCGACUAGAUACCUUACUAGGGCAGGGGCCUACUCAUGGGCUCCGAACUAGGGGCAUUGCUUCGGUUCCCUGACACCGCAUAUAAGAGUAGAGAAGUGGGUGAUAUUAUGCGCUUGUUUUGUGGAAUCAGCCUUCCAUUACUCUAAAUUACUUAUCAAUUGGCCCUUUGCAUGAUGGCGUCAUUUGACUACUAUGACCAGAAUCCUUCAGGGUUAUUCUUUCUUGUGAAAUUAGGGCUUUUGUUAUUUAAGCCUCACUGGGGCUCCAAAUUUAAAUAUGAAAAGAAAAACGAAAAGAAUUCUGGUCUUAGUAGUAAAAUGACGCCAUCGUGCAAAUGGCCUAUUCUCAGCUGUUACCCCUGGCUAAAGGAAUGGCCUUCAUGCAUAAUUACGUCGGCGGUCAGCCAAGCAAAUUUCACUUUGAAGCCUCGUCUGUAAGCAAAAUUCUUUGUAUUUGCACUCUUUUGUUGUAUGGAUAAUAGUUCUCCUGUCUUGGGAAUUCAGUACGCAAAACUUUGUUACUUAACAAUUUCAAAAUGAGUUUUGGUAGGGAAAUUGGCUCGCCUGACGUAAACAUGCAUUAGGGCCAUUGGCAUGGAGUAAUAGAUAUGAAGUACAUAAGGCGGGAACGCAUGGUGUGGGAGAUGGCUGUGUGAAGUAUCCCAGCGCGGGCCGAAGGGUAAUGAUGAUAUUUCUUUUGUUUGUUUAGGGUUACAAGGAGACUAGUAUAGCAAUCUCUUUUUUCACGCUAGUGGGCUCGUUACGUGCGCGGAGCGCCAGGCAAACUUCUGUUUGCUUCGUUUGCUCACAGGCAACAUGCUCGCCAGCGUGAGAAUCCUGCUACGGAACUGCUAGCAUCUCCAUCAGGGUUCUUCAGUUCCGUCAUCACUACCCGGAAAUAUUCACUCAAUCCCGUAAUCCCGUGUACCCGAUGGCUAUUCUCGAGUUCCCGCAUCCAGUGCAUGCUUUCAAUGUCUCUCCGUGUCUCCUUUAACUUGUGUUUACUGUGUCGAACUGUGUUUUGACAGGAUAUUUUAAUGUUUCACUUCAUUUUGUGGCAUUUCCCACGGUUUAUUGAAUUUUGAUACAUGCAAUACCAAAUUAUGCAUUGAAGCACACGUACCAACUCCGCGAUAUGGCCAGUAUCUUAGCUUACCCAUGCGAACAACCAUAUUACCCCGGCAGAGCUCCUUUAAACAUUACAUGAAUUUCUUGUAGAACUGACAGAAGGUCCACGAGGGUCAUCAGAAGCGACAAAAGUAACAAUCACGGCGACUGCAGGUGAAUCACAAUCAUCAGACUCGGCAAAAGCGUGGGCCAUCACUGUAACAGUCUUGCUGGCCAUAGUGAUUGUGGGCAUCGUCGUUUGGGUGGUAUUAUGUUGGAAAAUGAGACGACUGCCAAGAACGUCAGCUUAUCUAAAGGCCCCGUAUACAAGACAGACCAAUGAUGAUAACAUGCAUACUCUUGCUACUCGACAAGAUUCACUUUAAUAAAGAAAUGCUUUUAACCGCAUAU